This is a messenger RNA of Pristis pectinata (smalltooth sawfish), 2588 nucleotides long. RefSeq names its product transmembrane protein 200A (gene tmem200a). The transcript is spliced from 2 exons. The record is from RefSeq and is a predicted model, not a curated record. Bases 654 to 2117 code for a protein of 487 amino acids. NCBI's taxonomy places the organism in Eukaryota, Metazoa, Chordata, Chondrichthyes, Rhinopristiformes, Pristidae.
CCCAGAGGAGAGCACAUUCCGCAGGAAAGUAACUGUCUCAUCAGCUAAGUAGCAAACAGCAGUCAUCAGAAAAAGAAAGUUAAAUAACAAUAAUGUAUUUUUUCUUUAAGGAGUUCACCAUUUGAAAACAAUUUAUGAGUUAAUUUCGUAAUUAUCAGCUUUUAGAUUUGCUCAGCUUGAAGACCUGAAAUUAUAUGAAGUCAACUUUUUCCCCUCUCCUGAGCAGCUGGGGAGCUGAGUGCGGGAGUGUGAGCGCCGCCUGACAUUUCAUUCGAUUUGCUCCCCUCGGCAGGGGUCGGGCACACUUGCAUCCUUUGUGAAUCCGAUCCGAGAAUUCUGACAGCUCUCCCCCGCCCGGGAAUCGUUGCCGAGUCCUCAAAUGACCAAGGAGAGGAGCCAAGGCGAAGGGGUUCAGAAAUGUGUCAAGACAUGAAACCCGCCAGUUAAAGCAACGAGAAAGGCGGAAAUGUAUCAACAGUCAACCUGAGAAGCAGAAAGUUCAAACAAUAGUGAAGAUGGUGACUGGGCAGCUCGAUUCUGGUGAAAAAGAUUAUUGGUAGCAAUAGGGUUGCGCUCGGUGACCGGAUUCCUGUUCCAGUUGCGAUAGGAUUUUGUACUCUUCCCGUUCUUUCUUUCAGGAAGAAGACAGUGCUAUGAUAGCAACAGGGGGUGUAAUAACGGGGCUGGCAGCCCUGAAGAGACAGGACUCUGCUAGAUCACAGCAUCCUCAUCUUCCUCCUGCAUCCUCUGCUCCAGAGAAAAGGAGAGUCAAACGUAAGCCCAAGGCUGAUGUUGUUGUUGUAAGAGGCAAAAUCAGACUCUAUUCCCCCUCAGGAUUUUUCCUUUUCCUUGGAAUUUUAAUUUUGAUGGUUGGGAUCGCAAUGGCAGUUCUUGGUUAUUGGCCACAGGAGGUAGAUAAGAAACAUCCUGUAGCUUCCAAAUCUGGAAUGCCAGAUAAUGGGUCUCAUGUAAUAUCAGACCAUGCUGGAGUAUUAGUGGAAUUUUUUGAACAGCAUUUACACUCUGACAAAAUGAAAAUGAUUGGCCCUUUCACCAUGGGGAUAGGGAUAUUCAUAUUUAUUUGUGCUAAUGCCAUACUACAUGAAAAUAGGGACAAGGAAACAAAAGUGAUACAUAUGCAAGAUAUUUAUUCUACUGUCAUUGAUAUCCAUAGCCAAAGAAUUAAAGAGCAAAGACAUAUGAAUGGGGCUUGGAUUGGCCACUCUGGGGAUUCUGAUAUCAAAUGUUAUGACAACCAAUGUACUGCUAAACUGGCUGCAAAUGUAUUGCUGUCAUUUUCUGGAUCGUCUAAUGAUAGAAUCACUGCAACAAAAUGGAACUCUAAUGAAGAAGAGGAUGGACUACCCAAGGAAAUUAAUACACUUUUACACCCCAAAACCUCAACAGCAUCAGGGUCCAUCCAUAGGCUACAGACUGAAACUCAGAGAGAGAAAAGUAGCAAUUCUAAAAAGUGUGAGACUAAAUCUAUCGUUUCAUCAUCUAUCAAUGCUUUCACACUCCCUGUUAUUAAACUUAAUAACUGUGUAAUUGAUGAACCCGAACUUGACAAUAUCACAGAGGAUUCUGAACUCAGUAAAGGUAGGGUGAAACACUCAUCUAUGGCUUCCUUAACAGUACCAUCAACUGAUACCAGUGACUCCUACAAACCACCUAAUCCACGUCUGUUAAGAAGCAACACUACUGCAACAGGUGGAAACCCACCCAGUUCACCUUCUGAGACAUCCAUGGGAAUAUUUCUGUCACCAGGCCUUCCCAAGAAAGAGUUUGGAUCAAACACUUCCCUUCACAUUUUGUCCUGUCACUCAAAGUCCUUGGACUUGGAGAGAGGCCCCUUAACACUUGCAGUUCAAACAGAGCAAAGAAAGCAUCCAAGUUGGCCAAGGCUUGAUCGUAGUAACAACAAGGGUUAUGUGAAACUGGAAAAUAAAGAGGAUCCUAUGGACACACUGCCUGUACCACAGACCUCUGAAAAAGGUGGCUAUACAAAUAAAGAGAAGUUGCUAAUGAUCUCAAGAUCUCAUAAUAACCUAAGUUUUGAAAACAAUGAGUUUUUAGAUAAUAAGUUAAGACAUGGAGCUUCAGAAACAAGGUUUUGAAGGAGUACUGCUUUCUACCAUGUGUUUAUAUUUUAAGGCACUUUUAAGAAGUGUAUUUGUGAGAAGUGCAUGUCUAUUUUGAAGAGAGCUUAUUUUCAGUACAAAUAAGGAAUAUUUGUAGAUUGUGAUCUGAACUGGCAUCUUAAGUUCAAUGUUUUUUCCCAUGCUGGUCAGGAGCAUUGUUGACAUAUUUCACGCUGUGUCUGUCAGUUCUGCAUUAACCAGCUGCUCAGGUAUUGACUGAGUUCAAAUCUUAGUCUAGCCUGACAGUAACACCAGAACAACAUUUACCUUUAGUUUAUCCUCAAUCCAUGAUGGAUAGGCAGAACUUAUCUUUGAAGUGCAAGUGUAUUAAAUCUACAACAAGAAAGUAUUAUUCUAAUUAAGGUGUAUGAACAUUGAUUGAAUGAUAAAUUGAGAUGCAGGUAUUUGUAUUUCCAGUACAGAAUUUGAGCCUGUACAUUGACCAGA